UAUGGGAGCCCGUUGAAGGUGGCUCCAUUUCAGGGCAGGGGUCAGGGUCCCACCGUUGGGGAAUUCCACUGCAAGGAGGGCUCCUUUCUUUCAGGAAGGACCUCUUGGCCCUCGUCGCUGCCCGGGUUGACCUUGGGGUCCGGCCCUUGCCCAGAGAUGGGUGCCGGGACCCCCGCUCUCUUCCUGGGGUUCCUCCUGCUCUGGGAGACCCUCCCCACGGUGUCAGGAGAUCUGGGGGUGUGCAUGCUCCCGUCCGACCCGGGCGUCUGCUUCAACCUCCAGGAGCGCUGGUACUUCCACUUCAAGAAGAAGGAGUGCCGGCCCUUCACUUGGGGGGGAUGCCAGGCCAACGAGAACAACUUCCCCACCCACAAGGCCUGCAUGGAGACCUGCGGCCACUACGGAUAAUGAAGACGCUGCCGCUGAGGCCUUGGGAGAACACCUGGGGAGAACACCUGGGGAGAACACCUGGGGAGAACACCUGGGGAGAACACC
Molecule: messenger RNA, 495 nt
Organism: Anolis sagrei ordinatus
Lineage: Eukaryota; Metazoa; Chordata; Lepidosauria; Squamata; Anolidae
Source: RefSeq, a predicted model, not a curated record